Molecule: messenger RNA, 5268 nt
Organism: Neopsephotus bourkii (Bourke's parrot)
Lineage: Eukaryota; Metazoa; Chordata; Aves; Psittaciformes; Psittacidae
Product: lipoxygenase homology domain-containing protein 1-like
Exons: 30
Coding region: 13-5142 (1709 amino acids)
Molecular function (GO): protein binding
Source: RefSeq, a predicted model, not a curated record
UGUUUUGGUUUAAUGAAGGUAACUCUGUUGAAAACCCUGACAAAAGAAAAAUACUCGUUCAACUGUGGCCGCUGGCUAGAUAUAAAUGAAGACGACAAUGAGAUCGUGCGGGAGCUCCCUGCGGAGGGAUCUCUAGUGACUGAAGUCAUGCCAGUGAUUAAGUACCGGGUGACGGUUUGCACUGGGACGGUAAGUGGGAGCGGCACAGAUGCCAAUGUCUUUGUGUGCCUCAUCGGUGACCAAGGAGACACGGGAGAUCGUGUUCUCUACAACUGCAUCAACACAGCCAAUAAGUUUGAAAAGGGCAAUGCUGAUGAAUUCUUCGUUGAAGCAGUAACGCUGAAGCAGGUGAGGAGGGUGAGGAUAGGGCAUGACGGCAAAGGAGGAAGCAGUGGCUGGUACCUUGCCAAAGUGAUAGUGAGGGAAGAAGGACAGCCAGAAAGUGAGGCUGUGGAAUUCCCCUGCUACAGAUGGCUUGACAAAAACGAGGAUGACGGUCAGAUUGUCAGAGAACUAGUACCUGCUGGGGAGUCACCAAUGCUAAAAAAUGUCAGUUAUCACAUCAGCGUGAAGACAGGAGAUGUCCCUGGUGCCAGCUCAGACUCCAGAGUUUUCAUCAAAAUCUACGGUGAAAAAGCAGACUCCAGCAAAGAGACUCUCUUAGUCUCUGAUAAUGAUCUAGGCAAUUAUUUUGAACGUGGUCGAGUGGAUGAGUUUACUAUAGAUACGAUGGACAUUGGGAAGAUCAACAGAAUACUGAUUGGACAUGAUAACGUGGGUCUUCGGUGUGGCUGGUUCUUGGCCAGUGUCCAGAUCAUGGUUCCAGUCCAGGGAAGGCAAUACAUGUUCCCCUGCAACCGAUGGCUUGACAAAGAUGAGGCUGAUGGCAGGGUGGAAGUGGAGGUCUACCCAAGUGAGAUUUUGCCUAUUGAGAAAUUGAUAAACUACGAGGUGUCUGUAGUUACUGGAGACGUGCGGGCUGCAGGCACCAAUGCCAAAGUCUUCAUGCAGAUUUAUGGCGAGACUGGCAAAACUGAACUGAUCACCUUAGAAAACAGAUCGAACAACUUUGAGCGGGGAGCCACAGAUAUCUUCAAGAGAGAGGCUGCAGAUGUUGGCAAGAUAUAUAAGAUUCGGAUAGGCCAUGAUGGGAAAGGCAUUGGGGAUGGCUGGUUCCUGGAGAGUGUCACGCUGAAGCGGCUUGCCAAAAGGACGAAGGACCCUGAUGAAAAGAAGAAGAAAAAGAAGAAGUCCGAGGAGGAGGAAGAAGAGCAGACCAAGGAGGAAGAAGUAAUGGAUAUCUAUACGUUUGUGGCACACCGCUGGUUGGCUAGAGAUGAAGGAGAUAAGGAGCUUGUGGUGGAGCUGGUGCCUGAAGGAGAAUCUGACCUGGAGGAAAAUACGUAUGAAGUCCAUGUUCUCACUGGGAGUGUGGGUGGGGCUGGGACGGAUGCUAAUGUCUUCUUGAGCAUCUAUGGCAUAGGAAGAGGAGACACGGGUGAGCGCCAGCUGAAAAGGUCGAAUAAUCUCAACAAGUUUGAAAAGGGACAGGUGGAUGUGUUCACCAUCAAAGCCAUUGACCUGGGUGAACUGAAGAAGCUGCGUAUCCGCCAUGAUAACUCGGGAAACAGUCCAAGCUGGUUCCUGGAGAGGGUAGAGAUUGUUGACCUCAAGGACAGCACCACGUAUUAUUUCCCAUGCCAGCGGUGGUUAGCAGUUGAGGAAGAUGACGGUCAGAUUGUCAGGGAGCUGGUCCCAGUGGAUGAAGCAUUUGUAAAGAAAGAUUCGGAAAAUGAAGGCCAGUCUCUUGCAACGCUGGGCCUGGAACAGAAAGCUAAAUCAACAACAUACACUGUGAAAGUGAAAACCGGGGACAAGAAGAAUGCUGGGACAGAUGCCAAUGUCUUCAUCACACUCUAUGGAAGUAAAGAUGAUACAGGGAUAGUCAGCCUAAAGGCCUCAAAGACUAACAAGAACAAAUUUGAGCGUGGGAAGGUAGAUGAGUUUACAGUGGAGUCUGUGGACAUUGGAGACCUGAAAAAAAUCAAGAUAGGCCAUGACAAUAAAGGUAAUUCAACUGGCUGGUUUCUGGAGUGGGUGGAGCUUGAUGCCCCAUCACUGGGACAGUGCCUCAAGUUCCCUUGUGGCCGUUGGUUGGAUAAAUCAGAGGAUGAUGGAGCCAUUGAAAGAAUUAUCUUUCCUGCAGAACUGCAGACAACAGAGUAUAUCCCAUUUGUUCCUUAUGAGAUCACAGUCUACACCAGCGAUAUCUUUGGAGCUGGCACGGAUGCAGAUGUCUUCAUUGUUCUCUAUGGAAGUGAUGGGAUCUGCACUCAGCAGAAAUCCCUGUGCCUCAACAAGAGAGAGCAAAGAAUGUAUUUUGAAAGGAACUCAGUCAAUCAGUUCAUUGUGGAGCUGGAGGAUGUUGGUGACAUUAUUGAAAAGAUCCGCAUAGGACACAACGGUGGAGGACUGAACUCUGGAUGGCAUUUGGACCGUGUUGCAAUUCGGAGGUUGUUGCCAAAUGGAAAGGGCUCAGAAACUGUCACAUUUCCAUGUGAAAGAUGGCUUGCGAAGUCUGAGGAUGAUGGCGAGAUUGUCAGAGAACUGGUACCAUCUGAAAUUUUUACUGAAAAACUCAUGAAGGAUGGGACACUUAAGCAGAUAGAGGAAGAAGUUGAAGACCCGUUAGAAGUUCACACCUACAAGAUCAGUGUGUUCACUGGAGAUAUCUAUGGUGCUGGGACAGAUGCUAAUGUUUUCCUAAACAUGUAUGGAGAUCUGGGGGAUAUGGGAGAGAGAAAACUCAGCAAAUCUGAAACAAACUUCAACAAGUUUGAAAGAGGACAGGAGGACACGUUUACUAUACAGGCUGUGGACCUUGGCAUUCUGUACAAGAUCAAGAUUCGUCACGACAACAGCAUGUUCAGUCCUGACUGGUUCCUGGAUAAAGUAGAGAUCCUGGACGAAACCACAGAGGAGUCAUUCGUAUUCCUGUGUGAGCGCUGGCUCUCUAAAAAGAAAGAGGACAAAAAGAUAGAGCGUACGCUUUAUGAACAGAACUAUGAUGGUGAGCGGAACAGCCUGGAUGGCUUAUCUCUCAGUGCGUCAAGUCAGGAUAGCAGUGGAAACCCGAAGGAGACGAAAAAAUCCAGCUUGGUCAAGGCGGCAGAGGAAGGAUCAUUGAUCCCAUACCACGUCACUGUCACGACGGGCACUGUGUAUGAUUCCAGCACCGACAGCAGAGUGUACAUCAUCAUCAUGGGUCCUCAGAAAGUGCAGACUGAGAGGCUGUGGCUGGAUCUUCCAGAAGGAAAAGACGAGUUUGCAGAUGGCUCCGUAGAGAAAUUCUCUGUUUGGGGCCUAGAUGUUGGGGAGAUCAAAAAAGUGGAGGUGGGGCAUGAUGGCGCUACCCCCGAGAGCUGCUGGCUGGUGGAUGAGCUCAACAUUGUUGUGCCCACCAAAGGUGUCAUGUAUAACUUUGUCUGUAAGUGCUGGCUGGCCAGAGACAAAGGCGAUGGGCUCACCUCGAGAAUCCUCAACAUCCUUGAUGCGGACUGCGUUAACAUAGGCGUCAAGGUCCUCUACGAAGUCACGAUUGUGACUGGAGACAUUGAAGGUGGUGGUACUGAUGCCAGCAUUUUCAUGACUGUCUUUGGAUCCAAUGGGAAUACCGAAGAGAUGCCACUAGAGAAAAAUGGAGACAGGUUUGAGCGAGGCCAAGAAGACAGUUUCAUUAUGGAGAUUGCCGACAUCGCACCCCUCAGGAAGAUGAGGAUCCGGACGGAUGGGAAAGGGACCCGCCCGCAUUGGUACCUGGAAAGGAUCAUCUUGAAGAACCUGACUAACCAAGAAGUGGCCACCUUUACCUAUGGUGAAUGGCUGUCAAAGCUGAAAAAUGCCAAGGGAAGUCUGGUGUGUGAGAUGCCUGCUGUCAUAAAUGAUGAACAGAUGAUGGAGGACACAACAUACACUCUUCAGGUUAAAACCAGUGACAUUGUAGGAGCAGGUACUGAUGCCAACGUGUCCUUGAUCCUGUUUGGGGAGAACGGGGACAGUGGGACCCUGUCUCUGAAGGAGUCCAACAAGUCUAACAAGUUUGAAAGGAACCAGAUGGACGAAUUCAGCUUCUCGGACAUGCUGAGCCUGGGAGAUCUCUGCAAAGUGCGGAUCUGGCACGACAACAAAGGAAUCGCACCAGGUUGGCACUUGGAGUAUGUUGACGUGAUGGACUCUGCCAUGGACAAGACAUUUCGCUUCCAGUGUGAUCGCUGGCUAGCUAAAGGUGAAGAUGACGGGCAGCUGAUAAGGGAACUGGCUUGUGCAAAUAAUGACAUUCUGGAACUGAAGGAACGCACUGCCUAUGAGAUUGUCACAGUAACAAGUGACAGAGAGGAUGCAGAAACAAAGGAAAACAUCUGGAUCAUCCUAGAAGGAAAGCUGGGCCGCUCGAAAGAAUUCCUUAUGGAAAAUUCCUCCAAGAAAAGGAGAUUUGAAAGGGGUGCAACAGACACAUUUCAGUUCUCUUCAAAGAAUGUGGGGGAUAUAGCAGCCAUCUGUGUCGGUCACUGCCCAAAAGAUGGAAAGAAGUCAUCUGCAAAAGCUGAUGUCUUCUGGCACGUCCAAGAGAUUAUCAUAACGGAGAUGGAGCUUUGCAACAAAUACUUCUUCAGGUGUAAUGUGAAAAUCCCUCUGCGUUACAAGAGACGGGACUACAAAGUCUUUGAGUGUGCCAAGGUCACUGAGAGCUUUGCCAGCAAAGCCAGGAGCCUGGUGCCGGUCAAAUAUGAGACCAUCAUCGUCACAGGAUUUGAGAAAGGUGCAGGGACCAAUGCCAACGUGUUCAUCACCAUCUUCGGGUUGAAUGGGGAUUCAGGGAAGCGGGCACUGAAGCACAAGUUCAGGAACCUCUUUGAGCGAGGCAAAACCAACAGGUUUUAUCUGGAAACACUGGACAUGGGAGAGCUCAAGAAGGUCCGGAUUGAGCAUGACAACAGCGGCCUGGCACCUGGCUGGCUGGUGGAGCGGGUGGAGAUCACCAAUUCGGCAACUGGUGUGACCACCAUAUUUCCCUGCGGGAAGUGGCUGGAUGAAAACAGAGGCGAUGGGUUAAUCUGGAGGGAGCUUUUCCCUCGGUACUGAGGGUACUGGUGCUGCAGGAGGGCUUCAGUCCCUCUUUUUCUCAUUAUCCUCUUUUAUAUUGCAUUUUACUUUUAAAACACUGCCUUUUAUAUUGAGAGAUUUGCUUUCUGGGUUAGCAUUUUGUAA